This is a messenger RNA of Glycine soja, 1428 nucleotides long. RefSeq lists its product as uncharacterized. The transcript is spliced from 4 exons. Lineage: Eukaryota; Viridiplantae; Streptophyta; Magnoliopsida; Fabales; Fabaceae. Gene Ontology annotation, molecular function: zinc ion binding; nucleic acid binding. The coding region runs from base 1 to 1428 and encodes 475 amino acids. The record is from RefSeq and is a predicted model, not a curated record.
AUGGCUACAAUAUCUGGCUCAAUUCCUGCAAAUCUACCAAUUCUCACAGGAAAGAACUACGAAAAUUGGAAGAUUCAGAUCAGCGUGGUGAUGCGAUUCCAAGGGGUUUGGGAGUUCGUAGAAGAAGGUUAUAUACCUGUGGGAGAGAGAGCAAUAGAUGAACAAAAGGUUGUUGGUAGAGAAAAGGAAAAGACAGAUUGCAAGGCACUUUUCAUUUUGCACCAAAGUGUAGAUGCUGCUAACUUUGAAAAGAUAGCAAUGGCUCAAACCUCUAAAGAAGCAUGGGACAUUCUUGAGAAAUCUCAUGAUGGAGCCACAAAAACCAAGAAGAUCAAGUUGCAAACUCUGAGGAGACAAUAUGAACUACUACAAAUGGAAAAGAAUGAAUCAGUUGUUGAGUACAUCACAAAAGUACAGACAGCGGUGAAUUCAAUAAAGGGCUAUGGAGAAAAGAUAAUUGUGCAAUCAGUUGUAGAGAAGGUGCUUAGAACCAUGCCACCCAAGUUCGACCAUAUUGUGGUAGCCAUCGAGGAAUCCAAAAAUCUUGAAGAGCUUAGCCUAGAGGAAUUGCAAGGAUCUUUGGAAUCUCAUGAGCAAAGAAUGAAUGAAAGGAUCAAUGAGAAGAAAAGUGAAAAAGCCUUGCAAGCACAGUCUAAUCCAAAGAAGCAUAGUGAUAGAUGGAAGAAAGAGAAAACUGAAUGGAAGAGCAAUAAAUGGAGGGGAAAUCAUAACAGUGAUAAGGACCACAAGAAAGGAAGGGGAUCCAAUUCCCAAAACUCUUCUAAUAGAAAGAAGUUCGACAAAAGAAGUAUUCAAUGCUUUAACUAUCAAAAGUUUGGGCACUUUGCUGAUGAGUGUUACAGAAAACCCAAUAACAAAAGAGAACCUAAAGGCAAUGAUGCAAAAUUGGCUCAAGAAGAAAAUGAGGACAUUGAACAGUACCUAGACACAGGUUGCUCAACUCAUAUGACAGGAAGAAGAAAGUGGUUUCUCAACCUUGAUCAAUCUGUGAAGAGCCAAGUCAAAUUUGCUAAUGAUAGAACUUUGAGUGCUGAAGGAAUUGGGAAGGUCCUAUCAAAACAAAGGAUGGAGGUCAGUCUUGCAUCACUGAUAUUUGGCCAUUUAAAUUUUAGAGAUCUGAUUCAGCUAAACUCAAGAGAAAUGGUGUUAGGUUUGCCUCAGAUCAAGCCUCCUAGUGAAACUGAAUCUCUUGGUGGAAACAGAUACUUCAUAUCCUUUAUUGAUGAAUUGACCAGGAAAGUAUGGUUUUAUCUAAUAAGAAGGAAGAGUGAUGUCUUUGAAGUCUUAGGGAAGUUCAAAAAUAUGGCAGAAAAGCAAAGUGGCUCAUUGAUCAAGAUAUUGAGAACAAAUGUGGUGGUGAAUAUGUUUCUGCAAAAUUUCAAGAAUUUUGUGAUCUGGAAGGCAUAA